AUGUCAGAGCAGCAAACUUAUUGGUGUCACGAAUGCGAUAUAAGCAUUCAUCUUCUUCUCACCAUUGAUUCACCAUCUUCUCCUCCUCCACUGUGUCCUGACUGCCAUACCUGCAAUCUUGAGCUCAUGGAUGACCCCACUCUCACCGACACCGCUAGCUUCUUCUUAGACGCCUUUUUUCUCCCCUUUUUCAGCGGAGUAAACCCGUCGGAGGAGAGUGGCAGGAGUGCCGUUUUUGACGAUUCUGUGCUGCCCACCAUCAAAAUCAGUGGCGGGGAUGAUUCUUGUUCGGUGAUUGUUUGUGGGGUGUGUAAAGAUGAGUUCGUUGUAGAUGUUGAUGAAGCAAAGGUGUUACCUUGUAAUCAUUUGUUCCAUCCUGACUGUAUACUCCCAUGGCUUCACUCUGACCAUCUUUCUUGUCCUCUCUGUCGAUUUCAUCUGCUUCCCGUGCCAUCAUCUUCAUCAUCUGCUGUUGACUGCAGUUCCACUGAUGUUGGUGCUUUGUCCAAUUUUCUUCCUUCACAAUUCUAGCCAGGUUUCACGUUGGAGGUCAUUUGGUUGCUUCUUUUGAUGCCUUAAACGGGUCUAAUCACGGCUAUGAAUCAUGCUAAUAGCAUAUUACAGUUUGGUACUCGUCGAGUCAAUUCUCAUCCUAAAUCGGAUAAACCAAGUGUUUAUAUGAGCAGCAGACUAUCAUACAAAUAAAAAUUUAAUGAUUGUGCAA
This is a messenger RNA of Mercurialis annua (annual mercury), 724 nucleotides long. RefSeq lists its product as uncharacterized. Gene Ontology annotation, cellular component: cytoplasm. Gene Ontology annotation, biological process: protein ubiquitination. The record is from RefSeq and is a predicted model, not a curated record. Lineage: Eukaryota; Viridiplantae; Streptophyta; Magnoliopsida; Malpighiales; Euphorbiaceae. The transcript is spliced from 2 exons. The coding region runs from base 1 to 531 and encodes 176 amino acids. Gene Ontology annotation, molecular function: ubiquitin protein ligase activity.